Messenger RNA from Peniophora sp. CBMAI 1063, 1206 nucleotides. NCBI's taxonomy places the organism in Eukaryota, Fungi, Basidiomycota, Agaricomycetes, Russulales, Peniophoraceae. The record is from the annotation of a GenBank genome assembly.
AUGAUCACCCCUUUGAGCCUCUCCCCUCGGAUUCUUCGAUCGAGGGCUCUUCUUCCGCGUGCUUAUCUGCCUCCCGGUCCUAGCCUUGUCUGUGCUCGGCUCUUCAAUGUGCUCGCUGUAGAAUCUUCUGCAGAUGACACCGCUGCGGCCAUCGUCACUUCCGACAGGCGCAUACUCGCAAAUGUCGUCAUAAAGCAGAACCAGAUUCACGAGCAGUACGGCGGUAUCUAUCCUCUUGAGGCCGCUCGUGCCCACCAGCAGAACCUACCCUUGGCCGUACAGCGCGCUCUGACGGAGGCCAGACUCGACAUGUCAUCUAUCGACGGUGUCGCUUUUACACGCGGACCCGGGAUGCCGGGCGGCCUCACAGUCGGCGCUGCCGGCGCGCGAACACUGGCAGCAGCGCUCAAUAAGCCCGUGGUCGGUGUUCACCACAUGCAAGCACACGCGCUUACUGCGCUUCUGACCGAACCGUCGUCAUCGCGCCCGGCAUUCCCAUUCCUCACACUGCUCGUGUCGGGCGGACACACGCUUCUCGUGCUCGCAACGUCGCCAUUUCGUUUCGAGAUCCUCGCGUCUACGCUCGACAUAGCCGUCGGCAAUGCGUUUGAUAAAGUGGCGCGAGCACUGCGUGUACCAGGUUGGGCUACACUUGGGCCUGGCGCGGCACUCGAGGCGUUCUGCGAGCCAAUGCCACAGGAGAAUGAAGACACCACCGUGCCGCGGUUCAGACACGGAAUGACGCGCCAGUCCGACGCCAUGUCGUUUACUGGCCCGCAUACCCAGGUGGAUAGGGUCAUAUCGCGAGCAGGCGGUCUUGCAGCCUUGAGCGGGGAGACACAGAAGGAUCUAGCGCGCGAGUUCCAAAGAGAGGCAGUGGGUCAACUUGUACGCAAGACCCGCUGGGGGCUUGAUCAGUGCAAGGAGCGCGGUCAUAUCGUCAAGCAUGUUGUUGUCAGCGGUGGUGUCGCGAGCAACCAAUACUUACGCGCACGCUUGCGCGAUGCUCUUGGAGAGGGAGUUAUAUUGGCGUUCCCGCCGCCGGCUCUGUGCACCGAUAACGCCGUCAUGAUCGCAUACGCGUCCCUAUACAGGUUUCUGGUCGGCGACACUGACGAAUACAAUGUCGCUAUACGGAAGGAUUGGAGUCUGGAAGACCUCGAGGAGCCAAACGCGUGGACAGAGAGCGGUCUCGUCGACAUCUAA